Messenger RNA from Priceomyces carsonii, 2643 nucleotides. It is a transcript of the gene OSH3, whose product is annotated as oxysterol-binding protein related protein. The record is from RefSeq and is a predicted model, not a curated record. Gene Ontology annotation, biological process: piecemeal microautophagy of the nucleus; maintenance of cell polarity; ER to Golgi ceramide transport. Bases 1 to 2643 code for a protein of 880 amino acids. Gene Ontology annotation, molecular function: sterol binding. Gene Ontology annotation, cellular component: membrane; intracellular membrane-bounded organelle; cytosol. NCBI's taxonomy places the organism in Eukaryota, Fungi, Ascomycota, Pichiomycetes, Serinales, Debaryomycetaceae. The transcript has a single exon.
AUGGAAACGUUGGAAAUCCACUCGAAGGACUUUUUAGUCAAGUGGGUACAUGCGCCAGAAGGAAGUAUAAUAGGCUGGCAAGUCAAACCUUUGAAAAAAUCAAUUAAUUUUGCAAUUUAUGGUAAAAGCGAGGAUGAUCUGUCAGGCCAAAGAAGCGCUACGGAAGAGUUUCAGCAAGGAUACUCUGCUUCACAAAAGGAAGAGAAUAAGUCGGCUUCUAGCAACAGGCCUUCCGGGGCAUUAAGGCUUCGUUCUGACUCUGUGAACUCUGUCAAUGAGUUUUCAACUUCAGCAGGAUAUAAGACAAAAUCCAGAUCAUCAAUGUUCUCCUCUAACUUAAACAAUUCUGACUUGACGUUGAUUAAAGAUUACGAUAAGCUAGUAUCAGGUGAGCUUGUAUAUGGCAAGUAUGAAGUUCAAAAAGGUGGCAUGUUUGCAUUUAUUUUUGACAAUUCAUUUUCCAAAACAACCGGUAAGAAGGUCCUCUUUAGCACAAAAAUCAUUAAUUUGAAAUCAGAUACCAGUUCCAAUUCUACAAUUGGACGUCGGUCUGCAAAAGUGACUUUUCCUUCCCUUCCCUCCUCUGCAACAUCUAUAAAUGUUUCUAAUAACACUGCCAUGGGUGGGGAUCCCAAGCAACAAUUUGACAAAAAUACAAACAUAUUAAGGCCCAAGAACGGUGAGUUGCUUCAAGGCAUCUUAUUCAAAAAGAGAAGAAAGAAGCUUCAGGGUUUCACUAAGCGCUAUUUCAUUCUCAGCUUUAAGUAUGGCACGCUUUCUUAUUUCAGAAAUAACGAUAAUAAGCUAAGGGGUCAAAUGCCGAUUAAACAGUCCAUUGUGAGUGCUAAUGCUCAGAAAAGAGAACUUAUUAUAGAUUCUGGAAUGGAGGUCUGGGAUUUGAAGGCAUUAAAUGUUGCAGAUUUUAAUACUUGGGUUGAUGCAUUCAAUCAAGUCAAGAGAGCUAAAGACUCCAUAGUGGAUCAAACUGUCGAGGAAACUGUCGAGGAUUUAUCUUAUCUCUGUUCUGAGCUAGAGCUUAUUUCAUCUAAGGUGGCAAAGUUGAGAUCUCAAAGUUCUCUGAAAUUAAGCGGCAAUUUCGAUGAAAUAUCUUCAGAUUUAAAGAGGGUCUUAGAUCAUUUCAAGCCACAGAGUAUUGCCAAUGACACUAUGUCUGUUUUUUCGCAUGAUUAUUUUGAUGCCAAAGAAUACAUAGAAGCAAUGAACUCAGGGGUUGUCUUAUUAGACCAGCAAAGUGACAACUUAGGUAAUGUAGAUGAAAUAAUGAAUAGUACUGCCCGCUUCCUUUCAGAUGAAAGCUUCAAGAAACCAGAAGAUGGCGAUCAAUUCGAUGUCGUAUCGUCAUCAUCUAGUUCGUCUUCUGAACAAGACAGCGUGCCAAGUGUUACAACUGAUACGGAAAUAUCUAGAGUGCUCUCUUCUACCGAUGACAUGGAUGACACAUUGUACCCAUUACCACAUGAGAAGGUCGAUAGAAACUGCGACAUACCUUUGUGUACCCAUACGCCUCCUAGCUUGCUAGGAAUAGUUCGGAAAAGUGUUGGAACAGAUCUUUCAUCCAUAGCCAUGCCUGUGAGUAUGAACGAGCCGAUCUCAGCUCUUCAAAAGUUCAGUGAACUUGUAGAAUAUUCUGAUUUGAUUAAUAAUUCGCUACAAUCAAAUUUUAAUGAUAAUGGAGAGAAAAUCUUAAGGAUUGCUACUUUUGCAGUUAGUUACUUAUCAAGCCUCAGAGUCAAAGAGAGGAAUAUCAGGAAACCUUUCAAUCCUUUGUUAGGCGAAACUUUUGAGUUAGUCAGAGAAGAUCUCGGCUUUCGUUUUAUAAGUGAAAAAGUCUGCCACCGGCCACCGGUAUUCGCCAUGUUUGUUGAAAGUGAAAAAUGGCUGCUUUCUUACAGUCCUUCUCCAGGACAGAAGUUCUGGGGUAAGAAUAUGGAGAUCACAACAGGUGGUGUUGUGAAAUUGACUAUAAAUUCAACUGGUGAAGUUUUUACCUGGUCUCAACCUACGACUUUGUUGAAGAACAUAAUCGCCGGUGAAAAAUACUGUGAGCCAGCUUCGUCAGUGACUGUAAAGUCAACUACAGGCUAUAAGGCAGUCAUAGAAUUUGCGAAAGGGAGUAUGUUUAGUGGAAGGUCUGAGGAUCUAACUAUUAAAUCGUAUGAUCCUCUGAAGGAGGAAAUGCCUUAUACAGUCACAGGAAAAUGGACCGAGUCGUUGACUUUAAAAACAAAAACAACGGAGAAAUUGAUAUGGGAAGUUGGGAAUUUGUUACCAGAUGUGAAUAAGAAGUACGGAUUUACUUGUUUCACUGGAUCAUUAAACAAAAUCACUCCAAUUGAGAAAGAUAGCAUGGCUCCCACGGAUUCAAGAUUGAGACCAGAUAUGCAACUUUAUGAGAAGGGCGAUCUUGAAGGAGCCGAGAAAAAAAAAAUAGAGCUAGAAGAAAUGCAGAGAGAGAGAAGAAAAAAAAUGGAGGCUAAUUCUACGGAAUAUAAACCCCUAUUCUUCAAGCAUGUUGGUGGAAAUUCUGCAGACUCCGGUGAGUGGAUUUAUAUAAGAGGUGAAAAAAGUUAUUGGAAUAGAAGAAAGAUGAAUGAUUGGUCUGAUUUGCCCAAGUUGUGGUAA